GCUAUUCCAAAGGUUUACAGAAGUCGUGUUUAUUUUUUGCUUCCGAAUAAUUUAUCUAGAAAACUUAUAUCAUGCAUUAUGUAGAUGUCCUAGAUAAUAUCUAGUAGAGCAAUAAAGAAACUUAUGCUUUAGAUUUUUGAAAUGUCCAAGGAGGAAACAUCAACUUGGAAGCCAUCUUCAGGACUUUACGGUUGGUCGUUCGAAUCAGACGUUCUUCGCAAUUGCGUCAAUAUACAAGAUUACAAUUCAACUAAUAGUGGAAAAGAAAAUUUCUCUUCAAAACCUACUGGAAAUUCUAGGUCAUAUUCAGAAACUUCAGGAAAUUCAGCAGAAGGUGUAGAUUCAUCGAAUUCUACAGGAAAUUCCGUUCACUCUGAAACAAAAACCCUGCAAUCGGAAUCUACAACAGUAAAGGAAAAGUGUAAAUCUCAAACACCAGAAGUGGAUAAUUCUUUUUCACCAGAUAAACAUCUAACAGAUUCAAGAAAAAAAAAUAGAACAGGAAAACGUAGUUUAGACAAAAAAAUUCACGGAAUAUCAGCAAAUUCUAAAAGUGAAAAGCGUGCUCCUAAAUCGUUUAGCAGCCGUGUAUUAGACUCACAGAUGCCUUUAAAUAAUUCCAAAAUUCCAAAAACUUCUGGGUCUUCGAACCCAGCUGCAUUCAUUGACAAUUUACACACCAAAAGACAAGGUUUAGAUUUUAGGACUCAGCAAGAGGAGAGAUUUGAAAAAAUUAGAGCAAAAAGAGAUUUCAAGAAUAGAAAUAAUAGAAAUAUUUAUGUUUUGGAAAAAGAAAAUUAUUGGUUUCGUUCCAUCAAAAUCGUACUGGACGAAUUGUCAUCAAGACUAAGUGACGAAGCAAUUGCAAGAUUACUUUCGAGUGAGGGCAAAGACGCGUAUAGUAUUUUAGGAUUGAAAUGGAAUGCGAGCGAUGAAGAUAUUAAGAAAUACUACAGGAAGCAAGCAGUCUUAGUUCACCCUGACAAAAACGCAAAACCAGGAGCUGAAACAGCUUUUAAGAUACUUGGGCAAGCUUUUGAGAUGAUAGGAUCUAGUACGGCUAGAAGAGCUUACGAUACUCAAAUGAAAGAUACAGAACAGCGAUUACACGCUCAGCACAAUUUGGAAGAUCUCCUAGAUAAGUUGAAAACAAAACUAGGCGAGGCAGCUAAUACAAUGAGAUGUUCGAAUUGUUGUAAGGCUCAUAAAAGAAUUCCAACUACCAAAUCUAAAGACGUAGCUCGCUAUUGCUCGGGGUGUAGAGAUUAUCAUUCGGCUACAGAUGGUGAUGUAUGGGCGGAAACACGCUUGGUGUUUAUUUGGCACUACUAUUGGUGCGUGGAUGGCUGUGUUUACGAUAUCACGGAUUAUGCUCAGUGUAACUUUUCAUCUAUGAAAGCAAUUCGACCGAAUUCUCAUAUUGUCCAAUUGAAAAUGGGAUUCAAGCAGAAACGGCCUAAUAAUAAAUUUGAUGAUUUCUUACGAGAUUUAUAUGAGAGAGCGGGUACUACAAAUGAUAACAAUCAACCGCAACAACCACAGCAGCAGCAACACCAAGAUAAGCAGAAGAAAAAGAAGAAAGGAAAACGUCGAUAA
Dimorphilus gyrociliatus is the source of this 1596-nucleotide messenger RNA. The record is from the annotation of a GenBank genome assembly. NCBI's taxonomy places the organism in Eukaryota, Metazoa, Annelida, Polychaeta, Dinophilidae.